Molecule: messenger RNA, 6678 nt
Organism: Echinococcus granulosus
Lineage: Eukaryota; Metazoa; Platyhelminthes; Cestoda; Cyclophyllidea; Taeniidae
Product: Nucleosome-remodeling factor subunit BPTF
Exons: 22
Coding region: 1-6678 (2225 amino acids)
Biological process (GO): regulation of transcription by RNA polymerase II
Cellular component (GO): NURF complex
Molecular function (GO): RNA polymerase II cis-regulatory region sequence-specific DNA binding
Source: RefSeq, a predicted model, not a curated record
AUGGGUGAUUCGGUUAAUCACCCCGAAGGCAUAAGCGCGCCCCGAGAAGGUGGUCAUUGCCAGGGGUCCAAGAAACGUCCAAGAUUAACAUUCAUUAAUCCUUCAGAAUGGGUUGAUUUGCAGCCCGGAUGCAGCGUUUCUACAAAGAAAGACGCUGAUCGGAAUUUGUGUCAGAGACUAAUUGAUAGACAGUCUAAAGCUAAGCAAGAAGGUGUCAUGCGUGGAAGAUCAGAAUUUGAGGAACCCAAGCCAAAGAAAAGACAAAAACAACAAAAAUCUAGAAGAGGUCGACCGCGAAAGCGGCCAAUUGAUCCUAAACGACCAUGGAUUGAAAGUGAUGAUGAAGAAGGCGACUAUGUUGUUCCUGUGGACGAUGAAUCCGAUGAUGAUGCUUUCCUUCAGCGUCUAGCAGAAGAAAAGGAGAGAGAGGAAGCUGAAGAGAUUAAAAAGAAGCAGGAGCUUCAGCGCCAACGGCGUUUAAAACGUGAGGAACGUAGAUCAAGAGCUACCGGGAGACCUGGGCGACCGCGUACCCAAAUACCGUUCGCCCAUUUGUACGCAAAUUCCAAUGAUGAUGCUCAGUCUUCAUCCAAACCCAGCGAAACAAGUGAUGGAGAACAGUCGCUUUUAAACGACUAUGCCGUGGAGGAGGAGGUCCUUGAUUUUCCACCACCACCUGCCAUGGAAAAUGACAACUUUGACGAGGUUGGAAAUGGUGUUGGGACGAAUUUAGAAUCCACAUCAGUACCUGAUUUUCCUCGAUUCAGUCCCGUCGUCCUGCGCCGUCGGGCACCACCACUGACGCUUCCACCCUCCUCUCAGGACCUCAUAUGUCCCCCAGAACAUCUUCUCGACGCUCUAUCAAUCUAUCAAACCCUUCGACGAUACGGUCGUUUGUUGCGACUCUCUCCCUUCCAGCUGGAAGACUUUUUGUCCGCUUUAUUGGCCAACGAAAACUCAAAUCUUAUUGCAGCAGUUCACAUAACCCUUUUAAAUGCUCUCAUUACCGAGGACGAAGCCAAUGGGACACAUCUCUGUCCCCCAGACUGCAAGGACGGGGUCUCUCUUCUGAGUUUCAUCAUAGAUCGAUAUACUUGGCCAUAUUUUCUUUCCCUCUACCUCAGUAGUGUGAAGCGUGGUGAAUCUGCGGCUCUGGCAGCUCUUGCUCGCGUCGGUAACACCGCAACCGUCGCUUCGUCGGGUCCAAUCGCGGCAGUUACGUUCAGCGGCGGGGCUGAUGCCGUUGUCACCUCUGCUCUCUUCUAUCCAGAGGAUAGUGUCAUACCCUUGGAUUUCUCAUACCCUUUUGUUGACCUGCCGCAGCGUUUAGCCGUACUCCGAGGUCUUGUUGGCCUAUUUCUUGCCACUGGUCCUGUCCGCGCUGACAUACUUCGCGAGGGAUUCAUCGCACACGACGACUUUUGCCGUAUAUGUAGACAAAGUGGUGAGGUACUCUGUUGCGACACUUGUCCCGCUGUUUUCCAUCUCACAUGUCUCACACCACCCCUCGAGGCCGUGCCAAACUCCUCGUGGCAUUGUCCUCUUUGUGAAACCGAGCAAGAGGUGUAUGGGGAGAGGAAGGUUCCGAAAGCACGUGGAGAGACUCGGAUUUCCCCGCUGGGCUAUGACAGAGCGGGCCGAGUCUAUUGGUACAUGGAAGGCCGACUGUUUGUCGAACCAGUGGAUUUUGCCCAGUGUGAACCCGAGCUACCGGGUUUAUCGGAAGGUGUGCGGGACGAAGAAUGGGAGAGACGUGAGGCGGAGCAGCCCACAGGCGAUGAUGAAGAAGAGGAGGCUGGAGAGGGUGGCGAGAAGAUUGAGUGUGGUGUGGAGGGCGCCUGCGAUCCUUCCGUUGCUUAUGCCAACGAACCACCCGUCUACUACUAUUCCUCACUGGAAUGCAUCACCUCUGUUCGCCAGAGGCUCUCAACCCAAUGGGAACCCGCGCUUUGCGUUCAACUUGACACCGUAAUUGCGCUGAUGGAGGCGAAAGAGCAGAAAUCUAAGCAGGCUGCCAUGAAAUCCGAGCCGAAAGAAUCCGAAUCAACGAAACAUGAAAAUGACUGCGGUGAAGAGAAAGCUGAAGCGACUGAAAGCGUAGUCGAUGUGAAGAAAGAGGAGCAAGAUGGCGAUGCGACGGAGUUGACAAAGUGGCCGCCAGUGCUGCCUCUCCCUUCGGCACUGACAGCCGCUCAGUUAACUGCUCUUUUCUCCAACUCGCAGUCGUUGCAUCAUAUCGGCAGUGGUGGUGAGACAGCCUCGUCCCUCAUGGAAAAUGCCUUUGUGCUGGAGCUCUCUGGUGGUGUCCUGGUACACAAUCAGGAUGGUCUUUUUGAAAACUUUCCACUGCCACCUGAUGUGCAUGUUCAACGACUUUCGGAGCCACGGCCUGCGUUAGUGCAUUCACCUUUGUCCAGUUCUGUCCACCUUGCCCCCUCAAAACGCUGGCGAAGCUGGACAAACACUCUCUCCCAGGGUCUCUUCGUGCCCAACCCUACGGCGGAGACAGCCGAGUUAGCGGAGGUGAACAUUGCCCUCAACCGUCCGCAACAACAUGACGAACGCGAGAAGCGGCGCCUCCUGGUCAACAAGUUCUGCCUCUCCGACGCGGCUCUUGAAGCCUGGCGGUGGUUGGACGCCGAAGCCAGUGCCGAGAUGAUUCGACGCGCCAUUGGCGAGGAAUCAUUAGACAGUGCAGCUGAGGCAGACUUAGUGAACAGAAGGGCCGAUGCCGUUGGGCCUCUGCGAUGGCUGCACACCAUGAAACUUACUCUCUGCUUCAUGGAAGCACAGCUUCCAGCUGCAGCUCUAUGUCCAGUCUGGCGUUUGCUUCGCAAGGACUGGAUCGCGGCUGUUCUUAAGGCCACGUCUGUUCAUGAACUUGCUGACCUCCUGGCUCGUCUGGAAGCUGCUAUUCGUCCUGUCGCCUUUCAGCGGACUUGGACCUCCUCCAUCGGUGCGCUUCAACUGGAUCGCUUUACGUCUGCUCAACGGGAGGAGGAGAAGCGAAUACGUGCGUUGGAGCGCUCCUCUGCGGCGGUUAAUGCAGCGCCAAUAACGCUGGUGCGAACCAAAACUAUUCAGCCGAUUCGACAUACUGUGUGGAAGACGCGGGGAGAGGAGUACCGACGUCUGGGAGGCGAUGGGUGGCAGUGGGUUAGCGCCACGCGUCGCCACCAAAAAUAUUUGAAGACAGUGACUUUACAGUCAGCCAAACCAAAUAUUGACAGACCGGCUCAUCUUGGGCUGGGUUGGGGAGUUAAACCUGAGCUCCUUGCCAACACUGAUCUGCAUCCACCUCUACCCGAGGAUGCGGCCCUUGAUUAUAGAGUGCAUCCAAUCACAGGAGUGCCGCUAUGUCAAAACGUUCCGCGCAGCGUCUACACGAUACCUCCUGAAGCUCUCCGAAAUCAACCAGAUGGUGUUAUUAACAUCUCACAGUGUCUCAGAAUAGGUGGCGGGGAUUUCUUUCCACCACCUGCGAGAUCACCUCUUCCCCUUUUGCCCACAAGCAAGACGCAUCAGUGUGGAAGGGCGCAUUUUCGAUUGGACAGUCUUUUAGCCAUGCGAGAAGCCGCGGCGUUACGUGAUCAGGCUGCUAGCGAAGUAGCCCGUGGAGAUUUAGAUCAGUUGCGAAUGGAACGCGAAACCGUGGCCGCCAGAGUGGCCGAUAUUCAAUCGCGCUUGAGCGAAUUGUCUAGUGAGGCACAAAUUGCUCGCACAGAACAUGCUAGAGCCGUGAAAUCACGUCAAACAGCGAUAACGGAGAUGAAACAGCUUAGUGAGCAACGUCUGAACCAGUCUUGUUAUCAAGGAACCAUCCCGUCGACUUCCUCUCUACGUGAUGGUGGCGGUGGAGGAGGCGGCGGACGUGCCAAAUCGCGCGCUUCAAUGACUCCCGGACGCAACCGAUCAGUGGCAUCCCGACGUCUCCAGCGAGAGGAGUACAAUUACGAUUCGGGUGAAAGUGCCGAGUCCGAGGAAUCCGCAGCUACGUCUUCUUCUCGACCUGCCAGUAGCACCACAGGAUCAAAUGUCCUUCGUCGAAGCUCCCGUCGCCAGAAGACAAAGAGCGUUGAUCCUGACUUUGUUGUGGAUUUCGGUGAAGAUGAAGAGGAGGAGGAGGAGGGUCGGGUUGACAUCGACCGUGAUGACGAGGACUUCAGUCUUCGCCAAUGCGGUUCUGAUGACGAGGCGAUAGACGGUUCAUCCUGGGCUCGGGGUGGUGGUAGUGUGCCCCAACUUGACGGUGCUGGAGAUGAUGAUGAUGAUGAUGGUAUACUGGAAGGGGACGAGGGAGACGAGGAUGAGGAAGAUUACGGUGUGGACGAGAACGGUACUGAAAACGAUCCUGAGGGCAAAGUGGACGGGCUAGCCCAGAAGUCUCCUCUCAGGGCUGCUGCUACGGGGACAGUGUCCGCCACUGUGUCUGGAAAGGGCGCACUGAUCCCUCCUUCUUCCUCACCAGGGAAAAGUUUGCUCGCUCUUGCUAUUGAAGGGAAGGCACCUGGUAUUACGUCAAACGGCGAGUCUCCCGUGGAGGCGAAAGUCGUCGGGAGUGGUGCCGAUAGUGGAAGUGGAGUGACGGUAGUGCCAACUCCUAUCCCUACCGCUCCUGGUGGGCAACCUGUGCGCCUUGUAAGGGUGUUGCGUGCGCCACCGGGAGCCCCCGCAGGUACCCAAAUUAUCCAGGCGGUCGAUCCACCCUCAGCACCUACUGGUGCCUCUGGAACCGGAAACCUAAUAAUUCCUGCUUCAACAGAACCUGCCCUACAAAAGUCUCUUAUACAACUCUCCUCAAGCGGUGGUGUCAUAGUAACACAGGCCUCAACUCUGCCUGCAGGCUAUCGACUAAUUACACCCUCAAGUCUACCCCUAACCACCACCAACACUGUGUCCUCCAUGACUUCUGGAGGUGGUGCUUCUGUAGUGACGUCGGCGUCCCGAACACCGCUCAACUUCGUCCAGGUGGUCUCCACCACCCCAUCGUCUUCAUCUGUGCAAGGGUUGAGGCCGCGGCCGCUAGUGCCGCAACCUCUUCGAGCUGGUCAGCCAGUCACCGUCAGCGCCACCGGUGCCCCUUCCCUCAUCUCAAUAGCACCGUCUCCAGUGGUUCGGGCACCCCCCCUUAGACCUCUCUUAGCACCUGCAAGUAGACCUAUUCUCGCUAGCUCGUCUAACUUGGCACCGUCCCUGCGUCCACGAAUGGUACGAGUGGUAACGCAGCCAAUGCAACUGGAUCCGAGUCUCGACCAAGCUGUCACUGAAGCUGCCACCAAAUUACAUCAGGUUGACUUAGAACUCUUCAAUCUUCGCAAGGAGCUAAGGCAUCUGGAAUCGCAGCUGGCAGAGCUGAGUGCUCGUGUGGAAGAGAAGGAGGCUAUGGUGGCUCGGUGUGGUCGUUCCACCGCUAAUCCUUACUCCCUCAGCAACCAUGCCACCUCCCUUUUGGCGCGCCUAAAUCGCGCUGCUAAGGCGGCAACUGCAGCCAACCAACGAUCGAAGGGCCGACGAUUUCUCACUUUACCCAAGCAUCUGCCUUCGGUUAAUCCCUACGCCUGGCCGCCUGAUAAAUUAUUCGGGUCUAGCGUCUCCUCCACUUACCCUGAGGUCGAUAAGGAUACCUCGGUGCCCGUGACAAAUCUCUUUCGUUUGAGUCGGGUGAACUUGCGAGCAUUGAUUCUUGCAGCUGGUAGGAAGGAGGUACCAGGCUAUGAGGCAGAGAAAAAACGAUUGGCUUCGAUUCCUUGGUCCUACCCUACUGCUCGACCAUGUUUCGCGGAGGCGUGGCGUUUCCGUUUGCGCCAAAUCCUUCUUCAGCCAGCCGCCUCGAGUUGUGGCAUCCUGAACACGCCCUCGCAUUACGGUGUGGCCAUGGCCACCCUAGCAGCACAUUUGCGUCUCCUCUGGCACUCUCUUCGGUGGGAUGAGAUUAUACUCUCCGCAGCCGCUUGCGAAGACGCCACGCUAAUGGCGGAUCGCUACUACCUUAAACAGAGCAUCUCUGAAGGUCAUGGUGGCGGUUAUGCACUGCGAAGGGUUGUGGCUAUCAAACCAUUGCUGGGCAGAAGGAUGACCGAGAUGGUGAACGAGCAGCGCGAAAUUGAGCUUACGAAGCUCGGACAACUAGCAUUUUACAGGUGCCUUCGCGUCAAAUUGGAACUUGUUUUACAGCUUCAAAAGGCCACGUCAUUGUGGUUGCGCUACAAGCGGUUGCAGGAUAAGUACUGGCUACGAGCCAACUUCCUCGUAGAGACCUCAGUUCAAAAGCCAGCCGCUUCAAAGCGUAUUGCACGUGGCAACUCACACCCCUCUCUUGGUGGCAACAGCGACGCAUCUACCUCUCGACGCUCGGGUCGUGGAAGCAAACGAUUCGCUGACCCCGACUACGAUCCAGCUGCCGACGAAGGCUGGCGUGUCGGCAUUCCAUGCUCGAACCGUCGUCGGCGUCGUACGAACUACAAUGAGGAUCGACUGAUGGAAGAAGACGAGGCGGGGGAGGAUGUCAAAACGAACGAAGAUCAAGGAGUGGAGGAUCAGGGUGAUUCCUCCUCCUCGAGGCGCGAUGCUAAGAAGACGGAGGAGUGGGUGUCUGAGGAAGCUCUUCAGCUCUGGGAGAUUCGUAACUUCUUUGACAGGCAAGUGGUUUUAAAUUCACCCUCGCUCUUCGACAGUUGA